CGCGGCGCAAGAGAAAUGACGUAGCUGUCAUGUUGAUCAGCUGAUUUAGCGAUUUGAUCAAAAAGACAACAGAAUUUACCUGGGAUACGAUAUUCAAAACCAAACGGGAGCGCAUCGUCUUUGGGUCGGACACUAUUGACAUGCUCCAUUUGGUCUGCAAUCAUGGACAAGAUUUUGGAGGGCCUGAUUAGCUCUACUCACGCACUCCCGGUGAAGAAGGCCAUCGUGAAAAAGGUGGUGGAGGCGGCCGAGAAGGACGUGGCACCAGAGGAGUGCCAAGCCCUGUUUGGCGUCACCACCCGCCUCGUUCUGCUGGGUGAGGACACUUUCCAGAAGCAGGUGGGCUUCCAAGUCCUAGAGGCGUACGCCCGCUACCAUCGUUCAGAGUUCGAGGCGUUCUUCAGCAAGGAUUUUGUGCUGGGUCUGCUCCAGCAAGGCUAUGAGCAGCUGGAGCACAAAGACCCGGCCGUAGUGGACUACAUCCACUGCGGCCUGCGGCUGCUCAUCAGCUGCCCCGCCGUGUUGGAGCUGUUCGCUGUGGUACAGGUGGAGGUGUUGAGGAUGGUGUGCGAACGGCCCGGCCCCGCCCUGUGCGCCCGUCUCGCCACUCUGCUGUCGGACUUUGUGCAGUGCGUGCCCAGGGACAAGGGCGGGAUCCUGUUCUGUCAGCAGCUGGUGAGGACCAUCGGCUACUUCCACUGCCUGGCCAGUCAGGAGCAGGAGCUGAGCGAGUACGUGGCCCACGUCACCAAAGUCGGGACGUUACUGCAGAACAUCUGGAAAGCUGAGCCGGCCACGCUGCUGCCUUCCAUGCUGGAGGUGUUCGCCAUCAUCUCAUCCACAGACCCGUCCUUCGAGCCAUCCAUAGCUUUGGCCAGUCUCGUGCAGUACAUCCCAAUCCAGAUGAUUGCCGUUCUUAUAAAGAGUCUUACGACGGACCAGAACGUCAAAGAUGCAAACAUGACCAAAGCGCUCUGCAGAAUGAUCGACUGGCUCUCGUGGCCUCUGGCCCAGCACGUGGACACCUGGGUCAUCGCUCUGCUCAAAGGACUGGCCGCCGUUCAGAAGUUCACCAUUCUUAUUGAUGUCACUCUGCUCAAAAUUGAACUGGUGUUCAAUCGUCUAUGGUAUCCCAUCGUGCGCCAGGGGGCGCUCGCCGUCCUCUCCCACAUGCUCCUCAGUUUCCAGCACUCUCCUGAGGCCUUCCAUCUGGUUAUUCCACACGUGGUGGGUCUGGUGCACUCCCUGCAGACCGACGGCCUCCCCACCAGUAAGGCCUUCCUGCGUCAGUUCACUGAGCUCAUGCACUGCAUGAUGUACCAGUACUCUGGAUUCCCAGACCUCUACGACCACAUUUUGGAAGCCAUUAAGGAUAUGCCGAAACCAAGCGAAGAGAAGAUCAAGCUGGUGUUGAAUCAAAGUGCUUGGACUUCCCAAUCCUACUCAUUCGCCUCCGGUCCUCUGAGGCAGGCCGGGAAGUCCGAGACUGGCAAGACGGGCCUGGUCAACUUGGGCAACACCUGCUACAUGAACAGCAUCCUCCAGACACUUUUCAUGGCCACAGAUUUCAGACGACACGUCUUGUCGCUGAGCCUGAAUGGUUCCGGCAUGCUGAUGAAAAAGUUGCAGAUGCUCUUUGCCUUCCUUGCACACACCCAGAGGGCGGCCUACGCUCCCAGGAACUUUUUAGAGGUAUCGCGGCCGCCAUGGUUCAACGUGGGCUCACAGCAGGAUUGCUCGGAAUACCUCCGUUUUCUCCUGGACAGGUUGCACGAAGAGGAGAAAACGAUUCAGGUGUUGGAAUCGGCUACUCCAAGCGUUCCCGCUGACGUCGUAGAUUCAAGCAGCAAAGACCCAACCGCUCUGACAUCCCCUGAGGAAGGCGAAGCUUCCUCUCCGAAAGUGGAUGACGACGACAGACGUACGCUCAUCGAGAGGACUUUCGGCGGAAAGCUCCUGACGGGCAUCCGCUGUACGCACUGCGACGGCGUCUCAGAAAAGGAGGAACCCUUCACGGACCUCUCACUGGCCUUCUGCCCCUCGAGGGACACCGGCAACUCCGACGAGUCCAAAACCGACGAUUCUAAAGUGGUUUGCCAGGGUUCUGUCAACGGCGGGAGCGAGACCCCUGUGCCGGGUAUCAAAGACGGAGCCAGCCACGUACGCGCUGUCCCAGAGAAUGAGCCGCACCUCUCAGUGCUCGAUUUGGUGGACUACUUCCUGGCUCCCGAGAUCCUGGACCAGGAAAACGCCUACUUCUGCAGCAAGUGCGGCAGCCUGCGGAGGGCCGAGAGGACCCUCAAGUUGACCUCGGCCCCUGAGUACCUGAUCCUGACGCUGUUGCGCUUCGCUUACGACGCCAAGUGCCACGUACGUCGCAAAAUCCUGGACAACGUCACCAUCCCGUCGCACCUUCGGCUCCCCGUGCACCGCGCCUCUGUGCCUUCACCGCCCCAGCUGCCGCUCUCCUCCCCAACCAUGGCGAAUUCCCCCGAGAACAGCGAGAACCUAGCCAAGAAGCUCAAACCCUCCCAUCGAGACGAAGAAGUCCAGUCGGUGGGUUACAUCCUCAGCUCCGUUGUGAUGCAUUCAGGCGUGUCGUCUGAGAGUGGACAUUACUACUCCUACGGCUGCGACAGCAUAGCGCACACGGACACCGCCUAUCAAAAGGAGGACUUGAGUCAUGGGGAGAUAGUUCGGGAGGGUCCCAGUGGUCAGGGAGGUGGCACCGUGCGCCCCAGCGACUGGCUGCUCUUCAACGACAGCAGGGUGACGUUCGCCUCCUUCCAGUCGGUGCAGAACAUCACGCACCGUUUCCCCAAGGACACAGCCUAUGUGCUCAUGUACAGGAAACAGGAAGUGGCAGGGCAGGACUCUGUCAAAGGCUUGGCGGACAACGUAACGAGGCACACCGCCGAGCCGCCGCUGCAGAAGGAACUUUUGGACGCCAUUGUCAAGGACAACAAGCUGUAUCUCCAGGAACAAGAACUGAACGCUCGGACUCAGGCCCUGCAGGCUCCAUCGUCUUCCUGCUCCUUCCGGCCCAACGGCUCGGACGACAACAACCCACCGGGGAGUUGCGGCCCAUCCGGAGGAGGUGGUGGAGGAGGCGGAGGGGGAUUUAACACCAUCAGUAGACUGGUCUUCUGAAACGAAAUAAAAAGCACAUAACGUUAGCAAGUGCAAGGGUGGGGGAACCUUUUUGCUGUCCUCAGAGGGCCGCGGGACCCAGCACGUCUUCAUGCAAGGAGACUCAAAUCUCUUGAUUUACAGGUGCCAGUUGUGCAAGUGGUUUAUAUUGAAAUAAGGAUGUCGACCACAACACAUGGUGCCUGCUAAUAUUCUCAUUCAUCCAGGUCAUUUCAUUCUCAGGGCAUUGAAUUCAUCGCAACCGGGCUUGCCUGGUCAUCUUGCAAGACGUUUCACCUCUCAUCUGAGCAGUGUGCCAUCGGUUCGUGCAGCAAGGCUGGGAAGGACCGCAAAAGCCUUUUCGGUGUCGAAAAUCAAAUAAUUAUGCAGCACUUAAUCUAGCAACAUAGUUUCUUUAAGACAAGGAGAUGUCCAAUUUACAGCAAAUUGGGCAAUUUGGCCUCUUACACAAAGACCCAACCAUGUAAAUCACCAGUGUCAAACUCAAGGCCCAGGGGCCAGAUCUGGCCCAUCCAUUUUAUGUUGCCCGCGGAGGCAAAUCAUGUGUAUCAACUUCCAAGAUUUUUUUUUUUUCUUAAAAUCUGUAGCAAAAUUUCAAAUUGUCAUAUAAAUCAUAACAUUGAGAUCUUACAAGCAUUUUUGUGUUACCAAACAACAAUAGUUGGAAAAACCCAUUAUCCUUGAUUUCUGAUUCCAAAACUACUUCAUAAAUUUCAUGUGUAAAUAUGAUGAGGUGGUUAAGGAUUUUUAUGCUCUCACAGCCAUAACGGCACUCUUAGGGAAACCGCAAGUACAAUGUGGCCCGCGACGAAAAUAAGUUUGACACCCCUGAUGUAAAUUUUGCUACGAUCCAGCCAAAUUCCAACUUGUUAGUAGUUCGGCCUUUUUCAGACAGAUUUGGACGAAUUAUUUUAACAAUUUGAAUACUUUCAGACAGAGAUUAAGACAAAUUUCUGAAAAUUGGUAAUCUGUCAAUUUGACCUCUCGCAGAACCCGUACAGGUAUAUGUAAUGCAAUAUAAAUCAUGAAUCUUAUAAAAGGUGUCAUUUCCCACCUUGUUUCCAUACCACUGAGUGAGGUGAAUUUGGAGGUCAUAUCUGAGCUGUUACAAGCGGGAUGAUAACUUUGUGUAAGGUUAUUUCAAAAUAAAGAUGGAUACAUUCUGGGUCUGCCUCUACUGCCCUGAUGCUACAGUUUUGCUAUACUCUAUACUGAUGUAACGUGGCUAAAACUAAAGCUUUACAGAUGCCAGCUCUGUAGGCAGUUUGUACAGUGGUGCCUUGGAGAUGCGACUGACUUGACCUAUGUAUUUUUGAUGAUCUGCGCCAUCAUUCAGAUGAUUUUUUUUUUUUUUUUUUUGCUUUGACUUUCAACCUCAAACUGAUCUGUAUGGUGACAGUUAACUAAGUUCAGCUCCCUUCACAAUAAUGCGUUUGGCAAGCCAUAAACAUUUAAUAUAAAAAAUAGGCUUCAAGCUGUAAAAUGCCUCUCCCAGCAAUGAGAAUUACAAGUUGUUUUUUUUCAUUGUUACAGUAACAACGACCCGCUAGCCUAAUGCCAAUGUUCAUCCAUCAUGGAAAAUAAAUAAUAGAUUACUGUAGGAGAGUAACUGUGUUUUAUCACUGCAGUUCCAAAAGUGAAACCAAUAAAUUAUAGUUUCAUUCAACACAAAUGACUUAUCGAAAGGCCAAUUCUGACUUCAUUUCCGGAAUAAAGACUUUUUGACUUUAUGUAACACAAAUUUCUCAGAGAUGGUAAAAUGUGGGGUUUUGUCAACUAAGCUAAAAUCAUCAUAAAUGAAACCAUUAAAUAGUUUACUCUGUAUAAAUACAGAGUAUGUGAUUUCUUGUAAUAGGAAUGUUUAAAUUGAACCACAGAAAUGCAUGUUUUUUAAUAUAUUGAGAUGCACCUGUAUUUUUCAGUACUGACUUUCGGCAGCCGAAGAGGGCAUACCAGAAGUAUCCGCACACUAAAUUUGAUGGCAGCAUUAAAUCAUGAUGCCUUAAUCUUUCAAUGUAAAAUACUACAGAGUCCUAGUUUUCCUUAAAAAAAAAAAAAAUGGAGGUUGGGUGGCUGCUGGAACCGAUUGAUGGCAUUUGCAUUCAUUUGAAUAGGAAAAGAUGAUUUGUGAUACAAGUACUGUACUUGGAUUUACAAGCACGGUCAUAGAACAAAUUAAACCUGUAUCUCAAGGCACCACUUUAUUAUGUUCAGAGAUGGUUGCCCACCACUGCCAAAAAAUCACUGAAAAACUCAUUGACGACUCGGAAUUGUUUACACCGUAGACCGUUUUUAAUUUAUUGAGAUUUUGUUCAGGUGAAAUGUACUUUCUUUCAAUCAAGUUUUCAACAAAAAGUGGUUUUAAAUUACCUCAUAUGCAAACCGCAUAUAGCACAGUACAAUGCAUUACAAUACAACUACAGCAGAACCUCCAAAGUGGAUGGACGCAGUAUCACACUUGAAGUCACAUGAGACUUAAUUUGUAGUUCUAAAUGUUUGGGGGGGUUUUGGGGUGGGUGAGGGGUCUUUUUGAGUGGCUUUGUAUUUUGGGGGUGAAUGAUAUCAGUGAUAGCAAACGAGUGAUGGCAACUGUAGAGCAAGAAGUGGAACAUUUGCAGAUAUUAGAGAUGUCUUAACUGCUCAGAAAAAUAUGAGCAAUACAUCCAGAGCUGCUUAUCCUCACGAGGGUCACGGGGAGAACAUGGAAAUGCCACACAGGCGGGGCUGGGAUUUGAAACCUGGUCCUCAGAACUGUGAUGCCAACGCUCUAAGCAGUUCUUCCACCGUUCUGCCCUGAGUAAUACAACUAAAUUUCAGUUCCAAACACCUUGAACAUCACUGAGCAAAUUCUCAUAUAUUAGCAUGAAGCUACAUUUCACUUCUGAGGUUCUACUUCUCAUUUGCAUGCGUUUUGAUCUGUGCUGUGUUUCAAUUUUUUUUCCCCCCAGGAAUGAUUGAGUCAUUGGGUAUUUGAUAACUUUUAAUAUCAUACACUGUAUUUGCAAUAAAUACAUUUUUCUCAAUGUCACUCCCGCUAAUUGAU
Syngnathoides biaculeatus (alligator pipefish) is the source of this 6193-nucleotide messenger RNA. It is a transcript of the gene usp38, whose product is annotated as ubiquitin specific peptidase 38. Gene Ontology annotation, molecular function: cysteine-type deubiquitinase activity; cysteine-type endopeptidase activity. Lineage: Eukaryota; Metazoa; Chordata; Actinopteri; Syngnathiformes; Syngnathidae. Gene Ontology annotation, biological process: ubiquitin-dependent protein catabolic process; protein deubiquitination. The transcript has 13 exons. Gene Ontology annotation, cellular component: nucleus; cytosol. The record is from RefSeq and is a predicted model, not a curated record. The coding region runs from base 163 to 3150 and encodes 995 amino acids.